GUGAGUCGACUGAGCCUCCUGAAGGCCAAGCUUUUGAACAGGUCCAAUGUGUGCUACUCCAAUUGCACCAUGUUAUGCUUGCUUUGGCUGCAGUGCCAAUGUCGGCAGGAUCUCCUGCCACGUGCUUUACUUUCGUCCCUCGAGGCCCUGCUAAAGGCUGCCAAGCCUUUUUCACUGUGGGAUCUUUGGCAGUUCAAGCAGCUACUACGUCAUUGGAGGGAUCCCGGACGGCAGCAUGAUGCCGCAGAGUUUAUCAAAUCAUACCAGGCGGGGGCUGACACGAAUGGUUUGAGCGGUGUCUGGCAAGCACGCACCACUGCAGGAGAAGUGCGAUUUCUGGGAGACACAUCUCCUCUGCCUCUGUCAGUGCCUCUGACCGACGGCGCCACUGUUCAGCAACUCGUGACAGCCUGGAGUGCCCAAGACCAGGUACACGCGCUGUGGCGACCUCCUGAGUGCCUAGUCUUGCAGCUUUCGCGAUAUGGCCCACGUGGCAAGCUUCACACGCACAUUAGCCUUGAUGAUGGAGUGGUGCAGUUUCCUUGCUUUGUUGCUUCGACUAACCAUGUAUGCCACGUCGCUUAUCAGCUGCAAGCAGCUGCAAUCCAUUUGGGAAGCACUCCCCACGAGGGUCACUACAGAGCUGCCUUGUUUGACGAAGGGAACAAACUCUGGUAUGCUGAUGAUGGCAAACAUGCCACUUUAGCCAAUGCCAAAACCAAGAGUGAGAUCCAAUCCAACUGUUAUGUGCUUUACUUGACUCGUGUUUGA
Messenger RNA from Symbiodinium sp. CCMP2592, 771 nucleotides. The record is from the annotation of a GenBank genome assembly. NCBI's taxonomy places the organism in Eukaryota, Dinophyceae, Suessiales, Symbiodiniaceae.